GUAAAUAGUUAUAGCUGAGAAUAAACAUUCAUAAGCUGAACGAAGUUCAGACUCAACAACCACUGACAGAAGCACUAAAGGCCACACCAUGACCACUCCAUCGGAUACACAGAGCCCUGACUUUGUGGAAUACAACGUCAAUCCAGUGGCUUCAAACAAGAAUUCUGCCUUUGACUCUUCUAUCUCUGAUGUACUUCCUUCUGCUGAACCCUACAAGGCUACAACUGCAAUUCCACAGUUUAACCAUUCAACACUAUUACAACAAACAUUCAUGAAGGGAAGACCUAAACUUCUGGGGAUUGUGUUGAUUGCUACUUCCAGCCUACAGAUUGUUCUGGGUAUUGCAUCAAUAUUUACAACAAUUGCUAUUUCCUUGACCAGCGGAAUUGAUUUCUGGGGACCAGUGCUUUAUAUCACUGCUGGUGUUCUAACAAUUAAAGCUCAGGCGAAGCCUAACGUCUGCAUGAUAAAAAGCUCUUUUGGCUUAAAUGUUGCUUCCACCUUCAUCAGUUUUCUUGCACUAGUUAUGGUCUGUGUGGAUCUGAUCGUAAUAAGUCAUGACAAUUACCAUCACUACAAAAAAGGAUCAGUUGCUGGUGGAUAUGUUGUUCUGGUAGCACUCCUGUUAAGCAAUCUUUUGCUCUUCUCAGUAUCCAUUUUCUUGUCUGUGUUUGGAUGCCAGGCCAUGGUUCUUGCACCUCAUAGUGUACCCCAGACCUUUCUGAUCCAGAAUGAAGUUGUGAUUGCAAAGCCUGAACCAUCAGUAUAUUCAAAUCCAGAAGGCAGCAUACAUUUCUCUACAGCCUAGGUGCAGACUUGUGCAAUGUGGGAACCAGAGCGAUUACAGCGCCGGUUCCCGCAUCUCUCCCACAGGCAGUUCACACUGCCCUCUGUGAACCAGUGCGGGUGUCAUUACAUUGGUAAUAACACCCCCAGAUCGGUUCAUAGAUCACAGUGCGAACUAUGAACUGGCACAGGAAUUUCAGUAUGGGGGGAAAAAAGUCCCUGCAAAUCUAAUGAGAGCUCAGACAUACAACUCUAUAUCAGAACUCGCACUGCAGACAUCGCAUUUGAUCAGCGCCUGCAGUGCGGGUGCAAAUCACAUGCAAUGUCUUAGAUCACAUAUGUGUGAACCUUGGCUGACAGUAGCCAGUUCAUGAAAUGCAUGCUUCUGUUUAAUAUUUUUUUUAAAUAAUUAAAAGUAAUUUUUACAGGUUUACAAUAGAACAUGUUCUCUA
This is a messenger RNA of Rana temporaria (common frog), 1238 nucleotides long. RefSeq names its product membrane-spanning 4-domains subfamily A member 4A-like. Lineage: Eukaryota; Metazoa; Chordata; Amphibia; Anura; Ranidae. The transcript is spliced from 7 exons. Gene Ontology annotation, cellular component: membrane. The record is from RefSeq and is a predicted model, not a curated record. The coding region runs from base 89 to 808 and encodes 239 amino acids.